AUGGUUUUUGCGAGUAAAUUUCUUUUUCUUUUUUCCUUCUUUUUUGUCAUUUCACUUCUGUACUUUUUCUCUCAUCCUCUUUUUCUAUUUCUUUUCCUCUUUUUUUUGGCCUUUCUCUUUUUUACUUUUUCUCUCUUUCUCUUUUUUUAUUUCUUUUUUUUUUUUCUCAUUUCCCUCCAUAUCGAUUUUCACUUUCUCUUAAUUCCGUCUCCUUUUAUACCUGAGGAACAUUUCUCUAAUUCUCAUUACCUCUCUUUUACUCAUCCACCCUCUCUUGACAUUUCCCUCUCUAUCGGUUUUCUCUUUCUUUUUUAUUCAUAUUCAUACCCUCUGUCCCUUAGUGAAUUUCCUUCUGCCUCUUUUUUUUCAACUUGCUUCCUCAUCUUCUCCUCCUCCUCUCUCUUCCCAUCCCUUUUCCGCUCUCUCAUUCUCCCCAUCUUACAAAUCAACAAAAGAGAGAUAAGCAUUAAAAAUCAAACCGUAGAAAACGAAUCUAUCUAUCUAUCUAUCUAUCUAUCUAUCUAUCUAUCUAUCUAUCUCAAUCUGUUAAUAUCUAUCUAUCUAUUUAUCUAUCUAUCUAUCUAUCAAUCUAUCCAUCUAUUAAUAUCUAUCUAUCUAUCUAUUUAUCAAUCUAUUCAUAUCUAUCUAUCUGAGUAUGUUCACCAUCUAUCUAUCUAUCUAUCUAUCUAUCUAUCUAUCUAUCUAUCUAUCAAUCUGUUCAUAUCUAUCUAUCUAUCUAUCCAAAUAUUAUGUAUCUAUCCAUCUAUCUAUCUAUCAUAUAUCUAUCUGAUCUAUCUAUCUAUCUAUCUAUCUAUUUAUCUAUCUAUCUAUCUAUCUGAGUAUGUUCACUAUCUAUCUAUCUAUCUAUCUAUCUAUCUAUCUAUCUAUCUAUCUAUCUAUCUGAGUAUGUUCACUAUCUAUCUAUCUAUCUAUCUAUCUAUCUAUCUAUCUAUCUAUCUAUCUAACCCUUCACUUUGA
Molecule: messenger RNA, 978 nt
Organism: Acanthosepion pharaonis
Lineage: Eukaryota; Metazoa; Mollusca; Cephalopoda; Sepiida; Sepiidae
Source: the annotation of a GenBank genome assembly